AUGUUCUCUCCUAAUGCCACUCAAGCGACCGAGUUCAUCCUCCUGGGACUGGGCAGUCAGCCAGAGCUGCAGCCCCUCCUCUUUGUAAUCUUUCUUUUGAUUUAUCUUGUCACCCUGACUGGGAAUUUGGGGAUGAUUUUCCUCAUCCGCAUCACUCCUCGACUGCAAACCCCCAUGUACUUUUUCCUCACACACUUAGCAUGUGUGGAUAUCUUCUAUUCCACGAAUGUCUCUCCUCAAAUGCUGGUUAACUUCUUAUCAGUGAGAAAAACCAUCUCCUACACAGGUUGUCUCGCACAGUGCUUCAUAUUUGUGACUCUGCUCCUGACCGAGUACUACAUGCUCGGUGCCAUGGCCUAUGACCGGUACAUGGCCAUCUGCAAACCCCUGCACUACAACAGCAGGAUGUCUAAACCCGUUUGCAUUUGUCUGGUCACCUUUCCCUACUUGUGGGGCUCGAUGGUGGGCACAAUGCAGGUGAUACUGACCUCCCGUCUGUCCUUCUGUGGCCCUAACACCAUCAACCAUUUCUACUGUGCUGAUCCGCCUCUCCUCAUGUUGACAUGCUCCGAUACUUACAUCAAGCAAACUGCCUUGUUUGUGUCUGCAGGCAUUAACCUCACAGGUUCUCUGCUCAUAAUCCUCAUCUCCUACGUUUUCAUUUUCGUCACUAUUCUCAGGAUGCGCUCCACAGAGGGGCAGCGCAAAGCCUUUUCCACCUGCGGCUCCCACUUGACGGCUGUCACCAUGUUUUACGGAUCUCUCUUCUGCAUGUAUCUGAGACCAGCAAAUGAGCAGUCUGUUGAGCAAGGGAAGAUUGUGGCAGUGUUUUGUAUAUUUGUUAGUCCCAUGCUCAACCCAUUCAUCUACAGUCUGAGGAACAAGGACGUGAAACAAGCUUUGACAAGAGUGUUUAGGAAAAAUAUUGGGAAAAUGGAGAAAAGUUCCGUUUCUGCUGUCUCCUAA
Messenger RNA from Elephantulus edwardii (Cape elephant shrew), 966 nucleotides. RefSeq names its product olfactory receptor 1030-like. Gene Ontology annotation, molecular function: olfactory receptor activity; G protein-coupled receptor activity; odorant binding. Lineage: Eukaryota; Metazoa; Chordata; Mammalia; Macroscelidea; Macroscelididae. Gene Ontology annotation, biological process: G protein-coupled receptor signaling pathway; sensory perception of smell. Gene Ontology annotation, cellular component: membrane. The transcript is spliced from 2 exons. The coding region runs from base 1 to 966 and encodes 321 amino acids. The record is from RefSeq and is a predicted model, not a curated record.